Molecule: messenger RNA, 1820 nt
Organism: Protopterus annectens (West African lungfish)
Lineage: Eukaryota; Metazoa; Chordata; Ceratodontiformes; Protopteridae
Gene: NDUFV3
Product: NADH:ubiquinone oxidoreductase subunit V3
Exons: 4
Coding region: 214-1713 (499 amino acids)
Biological process (GO): mitochondrial ATP synthesis coupled electron transport
Cellular component (GO): mitochondrion
Source: RefSeq, a predicted model, not a curated record
ACAGUGCACGGGCGUCACACCUGCCUUAUUUACUAAGCAUUACCAUAACACGUUACAUUAAAGGUUAUAAUAGUACACUGUUUCGGUUUCAUGAUUUCAUUUUCUGUUUAAAAUGCAAAUUGCAAGCAAAAUUAAGGUUCAACUCACUUUAACGGCCCCGUAAGUCAUACGGCGUCAGUUUCUACUACGGAAGUAUUUUCAGUGUGACGCUCGAUGUACAACAUGGCUGCUUCUUUGAUGCGAAUAGGACAGUUAAGGACUUUAAGGACCUUACAAAAAGAGGCAUGGGGACUUCCAGGCAUUUCUUCAUCUGCCAUUUCUUUUUCCACCAAGUCCUCUGAUCCAAAGAAAGGACGAUCAAAGAGUAAGACUGUUACUACACAGAGUACAAGUAAGACUGUUGCUGCACAGAAUGUAGUGGCCCCCGUGGAGAGGGCAAGGCUUCAGGCAAGCAAAAAAGAAGUUGAGGUUCCUAAAAAGUCAUCAGUUCCUCAUCCUUCAGCUUCAACCACAGGUGAGGCCAUAGCUAGUACAAAUCCUGAUGAAGCCUUAACAAUUACAGAUGAAGAAAGAGGGAAGUUUUUGUCAAAGAAGACCUCGGUUGAAUUCCUUCACAGAGUGCCUAGUUUGUCAGUACCAUUAAAUGAGAAGCUACAGGGACCAGUGUAUAGCCCUGAAGAAAGGGUUAAGCUGCUUGCCUUUAAAUCCUUUGUUGAUUUCCCAAAGCAUGAGCCCUGGUCGCUGCUUAUAGCUGGAACAGCUGUGACAAAAGAACAAGACCAUAAGGUUGUUGCAUCAGGUAUAGGUGUUUCUUCUAGUGGCAUUCCUGCUAAAGAUGAAGACAGGAGAUAUGUAAAUGAAGGAGAGUCUUCCUCUAGUUCAGACUCUGAUUCCAGUUCAGAUUCUGAUUCGGACUACGAAGGGACUGUAGUAGAUAUUUCUAUUAAGACCAAAGUUGAAUUCCCAACACGAGAGUUCCUUUCUGUAAAGCAAAGCAGUUUGAGCAAUCAAGUGCUAAAGCAGCCUCUUGUUGAAGAGCCAUUAACAAAAGGGAAGGAUGCACCAACCCAUGAAAUGCCACAGAAGUUGGGGGACAAGUUCUCUAGAUCCAGUAGGCAGAGGGAGUCCUAUGAAACUACUAUUCUUGCAGAUGAAAAGGAAGUUGUUAGAAAGUUGUCUGCAGUUUCACGCAAAAAUGAAAUGCAGAAUGACCAUGGAGCCUUUGACCUACAGAUAAAAGAAAGGGAUGAAGUAAGCAGAACAAGUCGAGGGACCACUUAUAAAAAGACUGAUAAACCAUUAUUUGAACAAAUCUCUCAGUCACAGGCUAAAUCCCAGCACCUAGAUGAUGCUGGUCCAGAACCCAAGCAGACAUUGUCUACACAGGAACAGUCUGUAACACAAGAAGCACUCAAGAGUGUGGAAGGCACCUUAACUCAAGCAGUGGAAAAAUGUGAUGAAGAUGAAGUAUCCCCCAUAAAAGCUGAUGUGGAGGGGAGUAUUUCAGAAGAAAUAGUACAGCCUCCAGCAGAUGGCGCUCCACAGGUGCUUGAUGCAGCUCCGUUAUCUAAACAGGAGGAAUUUGAUAUUUCUACUUACAAGAAUCUUCAACACCACAGUUACACACCUUUCACAUUUGUGGAUUUUGAACUAGAACUCUCGAAAUUCAGACAGACUCAACCUUCUUCUGGAAGGCUGUCACCUAGACACUGAGAAAUAUAAAAAUGUGCAUAGCAUUUAUAUUACUGAUAACUAUGAAGAGGAUAUAUGAAGCAGUUGUGACCCUGUGUUGGUAUAUGAAAUAAACUGAUUGACAGCAA